GCCACCUCUGCGUUCAUUGGCUGCCAAAGCUGGAAAAGCUGAUCGAAAAGACCUUCGACGAUGGGCCUCAUGAGAAGUUCCGCAUCUUCUUGUCCUCGUCGCCGACUCCCAAGUUCCCGAUCCAGCUCCUCCAGAACUGCAUCAAGAUGACUACGGAACCGCCCAAGGGUUUGAAGGCAAACCUCGUGCGGCUGCUUCAGAACACCGCUGAGGAGAGCUACAAUCGGGUCAAGGAGGUCCAGAAGUAUCGCCGGCUCUUCUUCUCUCUUUGUUGGUUCCACGCGAUUCUGCUGGAGCGCAAGAAGUUCAAGAUGCUGGGAUGGAACAUCGGCUACGAUUUCAACGACUCGGACUUCGACAUCUGCGAAAACAUUCUGGCGAUGUACCUGGACGAGAAUCCGAACGAGAUUCCCUGGGAUGCCAUCCGCUACCUCAUCGCCGAGGCCAACUACGGUGGUCGAGUCACGGAGCAUCCGGACAACCGCAUCCUCAGGUCUUAUGUUAAUGAGUUCUUCUGUCCGGCGGCCUUGCAGCCGAAGUUCCAGCUGUCCGCGCUGCCCACGUACUUCAUCCCGGAGGAUGGCAGCCUCCACAGCUAUCGCCAGUAUGUACAAGGACUUCCUCUCAGCGAGCCACCUGAGGCCUUCGGCCAGCACACGAAUGCCGAGAUUUCCUCCUCCUUAGCCGACACGGACACGCUGAUGCAAACCAUGAUCGAGGUCCGUGGUGGAGGUGGCGGCUCUGCCGGAG
Symbiodinium sp. CCMP2592 is the source of this 750-nucleotide messenger RNA. NCBI's taxonomy places the organism in Eukaryota, Dinophyceae, Suessiales, Symbiodiniaceae. The record is from the annotation of a GenBank genome assembly.